AUGAACUACUUUACCCCUGUCUUUCGAUGCGAGGUGGAGGGGAUUGCUGAAACCAAGUGGCUGGGAGGUGGGAUAGAUACCAAGAUAGACAUGAGCGCGACUCCGACUAAUGAGGUUUCUGAAUUCCGAGUUAGGCGGAGCCCAAGACUCGUUGAUCGCUGCCUCGAUGCCAUGGUCCGCUUUUCCGGAUCUGUACCGGUCUUUCUCACAAUCCUCGCCGGUCUGUUAACGUGGGCUAUGUUGGGAAUUCGCUUUGGAAACGCAAGCGUCUGGAUUGCUUCUAUUUCCGACGUUCAAGCUAUUCUUUGUUACGUUUUCGAUUCGUUCAUCAUGCGUCAGCUCCUGCGCCAGUAUUCCGAGCAGCGCGAAGCCAUCGUUGAGCUCCAGUCCCGGAGUCACAGUCAUCAACGCAUGCUCGCCAACGUCAAGAGGAAGCUAGGACAGGACGGUAUCCGUCGAGUCGCCGACAAGUGCAACACGGAGCCUCUUGAGCCGAUAGAUUACAGUUUGGACUCUCAGGGUGUCAUGGCAUGGGGUAUCAUGUAUUCCGCCAGGGCGUUCGGGCAUGUCCUCAGCUCUCUCCUCUUCUGCGUCUGUGUCGUGAUUUGGCUGGGCUUCGGUCCGCAUUGCAGCUGGUCCAACCGGUGGCAACUCUACAUCAACGAUGCCACAUCAGCGAUGAUGAUUCUGGUGUUUGCAUUUCUCGCUUGCCUUCGAGAACGCAACGCAGAUUCAAAUAACACCUCUCUUGACGCCAUCUUCCGUCUCGAUUUGAGCCUCGAGAUGCAGCUUCGCUGCUUGACCAAGGAUGAUCUACCUAAUCCUGUGGCGGUUGACCCCCCACCCAAAGAGAAUGUCCUGCAGGUGGUGAUCUUCUACUACGCGGACAUUGUUGGAACCCUGGUGGGCCUCAUGCUCCUCGUGCUGGUGAUCAUCGCCUGGGCUGCGGUCGGCCCUCUCCUCCACUAUGACAGUAACUGGUGGCUCCUGAUCGGAACAUAUGCCGGCCUGGUGGGUCUAUUUGACAGCUUUGUUCUUCGUAAUGUCCAAAGCAAGGUGCACCAGUACAUCAAAGGCCAGAUGAGUAUGGUUUUGAUUGCAGAUGCGGCGCUGCUGACGGAUCUCUCCCUUGCUACCUCUCCCACCGCAGCCCAACGCCCGUCUCUCAGCCAGACAGUCUCCCGCCGAAUGGAUGCGAUUACCUCCCAUAUUCUCAUGGUUAUGGCAGGCCUUCUCCUCACUCUCGGAUGCGUGGUCGCGUCCAGCGCUAUGAAGUGGAGUCUAACCGGACAGUUGAUUUCCAACGUACCGCCCAGCAUCAUCGAGACGUUCUUCAUGUUGAUACUCAUCAAUGGUCAGAACGACGCCGAGGCCCGCACCCACCGGCUGUUGUUCUUCACGCGGCAUGCAAAGGAACUUUUGGAAAUGCACGGGCUUUCAGACACCGCUAAAAUGCCUACGCCGUGA
Messenger RNA from Aspergillus uvarum CBS 121591, 1467 nucleotides. RefSeq lists its product as uncharacterized. Gene Ontology annotation, biological process: transmembrane transport. The coding region runs from base 1 to 1467 and encodes 488 amino acids. The transcript is spliced from 2 exons. The record is from RefSeq and is a predicted model, not a curated record. Lineage: Eukaryota; Fungi; Ascomycota; Eurotiomycetes; Eurotiales; Aspergillaceae.